GUAUAGUAGCAUUACAAAUAUAAGGUAGAACUGACAAUGAGCUGUGAGAUAGAAGAGGAGAGCCCUUCCAGAUACGGUGAUGGGGGAGUUAGUAAUUUGGAUGGCAUUAGAGAGGAGAUUGAAACGGCGUUCUCCGGCGGCGGCGAUCACGACGGCGCUGCCGUGUACGUGGCGGUGGGGAAUGCUACUAAGGGGUGUGAGGAGUCGAGCAUGGAUGCGCUGCGUUGGGCACUCAAAAACGCCGUCGUCACUCAUCCGCCCUCUUCUUUUCUCGUCUUCCUCGUUAAUAUCUUCCCGGAAACCAAGCACAUCCCAUCUCCAUUGGGGAUGAUUCCACUGAGCCAAGUGAAUCCUGAGCAGAAAGAGAACCACAUGGCCCAAGAAAGAAGCAAGAGAAGCCAAUUCCUUCAUAAAUUUCUUGAUGUCUGCUCUGCUUCCCAGGUGAAAGUGGAGACCAUACUUGUUGAAAGUGAUACAGAAGCAAAGGCAAUACUGGACCUCAUUCCCAUUUGCAACAUCAAAAAACUAGUUCUGGGCAUUUCUAAACCAAAUCUAAGAAGGAUGAGGUCAAAGAGAGGUAGCUGCACAGCUGAUCAGAUACUACAGAACGCACCCGAGUUUUGCGAAGUAAAGAUCAUAUGUGAAGGCAAGGAAGUGGCAACCGAUCAGCUUGAGUCGCCAUCGCCUUCUCCUUCUCCGGGACCCAGUCCAAGAUCUGCCCACGGCCCGACACAGCUUCAAAACCAGACGCAAAGUGAGUCGGUUGGGUGCGGCUGUUUCAAAGCAAAGGUAUUCCAGUGAUCAGAUCCAGGAAAGAUCUUCAGCUAGAGAGUUACAUCAAGAGCAUCAACCAAGAAAAAUAUUACCCUCACAAAAGAUUAAAAAUAAAAUACAGGAUAUCUACAAAGUACUUGGUUUCUUUUUCUUUUUAAUACAAAUGAAAAGCUGCCAAUUCAAAUGUAAGCAAACAUUGAAUUCUUACACAUUUUGCAUAUCUGAAUAAUCAAGCAUAUAUCGAUGA
Ipomoea triloba (trilobed morning glory) is the source of this 1021-nucleotide messenger RNA. RefSeq lists its product as uncharacterized. The record is from RefSeq and is a predicted model, not a curated record. Lineage: Eukaryota; Viridiplantae; Streptophyta; Magnoliopsida; Solanales; Convolvulaceae. The coding region runs from base 37 to 801 and encodes 254 amino acids. The transcript is spliced from 4 exons.